Messenger RNA from Trichoplax adhaerens, 1302 nucleotides. RefSeq lists its product as uncharacterized. The record is from RefSeq and is a predicted model, not a curated record. NCBI's taxonomy places the organism in Eukaryota, Metazoa, Placozoa, Uniplacotomia, Trichoplacea, Trichoplacidae. The transcript has 4 exons. Bases 1 to 1302 code for a protein of 433 amino acids.
AUGGAAGGAAAUUAUCAAGCAGAACUGGAUUGGGGAAUUGAAAAAAUCAAGAAACUGAUUGAUCUAUAUCGUGAAAAUGAAGUCUUGUGGAAUGUUUGGCAUCCUCAUUAUAAAAAUCGAGCUGUUCGAUACAUGGCAUGGAAGGAAAUGGCUAAGAAAUUACAUUGUCAGCCCAUAGUAACUGAGAAAAAAAUGAACUCGCUUCGUACUCAAUUUUUUCGAGAACAUCAGCGAAUGAUUUCAACGCGAAGAUCGGGCGUAGCUGCCAAUAGUAUUUACCAAUCAACAUGGCCAUUUUUUGAGUCAUUAAAAUUUCUUCGUGAUGUACAAGCUCCAUUACCAACAUGGAGUACGCCAUUGUCCAAAGAAGAAAUUUAUGGGCAACGAUCACAACCGUCGUCGGUAAUAUCUUCUAUGCCUAAGAUGGAAGUGAUUGCUAAUAAAUCGGAAUCAAGUCAUGAAAAAGAAGCAUUUGAUAGCCUACCGAAUAGAAGUACUAAUCCGUCAGCAAGCACCCAACGCUCCAGUAAGUUAUCCAACAGAGAAAAUUGCAAAAAGACACCCGUAAAGCGAUCAGAGAGUCCUGAAUGGACUAUUACUGAGAUCGGGAAUGAUCGUAGCAAGAGGAGUAAAUCGGAUAAUAAUGGUACGGAGAAGGCCUUGAAAACGAUGAAUGAGCUGAAGAUACAAGAAGGACAAGUUGAAGAUGAUUAUGAUCAUUUUGGUAAAUUGGUAGGAAAUGAAUUAAGAAAAGUUCUAGACUCAACAUCACUUCAAUGGACUAAAUGGAAGAUUAUAGACCUGAUAUAUCAGCAAACUAUGCCAAAAUCCAAUCCGUAUACUCGUAUGAUAGCGUGUAAAAGUAGUGAAGAUUUGAAUCCAAGUGUAUCUUGUCUAUGUCAUUACCGUCAUCCUUGCUAUCAGCCAUCAAACGGAAUAGAAAAAACAGAUGAGAGAGAAAAUAAUAGCAAGUCCAUCGAAUUGAUGGAAACUAUUAUCACAAAUAACACUCAAAGAGUUAAAUCAAUCGAUUCCAUUCAUGAUAAAGUGUCAUCUUUUAGUCAUACUCGUAAUAUUAUAGAAGAGUGCAGGCCAAAGGUAAUAAUAGAGCAUAAAUCAUUACAAACAUUAUCGCCAGCCGUUGAGAACUUAAAUAAGCAAACUGAACAGACUGUUCAUCAUCAUGUUAUAUAUAAGUUUGUCCAUUAUACUACUGUUUCGCCAAUAUCUACUAGUACCAAUAGCUUUAGUUCUAGUUUUCUAGACGAUUUCGAUACCACAGAUGUGGAUCACUUCUGCUAA